Blepharisma stoltei is the source of this 3664-nucleotide messenger RNA. The record is from the annotation of a GenBank genome assembly. Lineage: Eukaryota; Ciliophora; Heterotrichea; Heterotrichida; Blepharismidae.
AUGGCUCUUUCAGGACUGAAAAGCAUGCUUGGAAUCAAAGGGGAAUCUAAAAAGAAGCAAGAAGCCUUUGAAAGCUCUGAAACCAGCCCAGAAAUGGAGUACCUAUUGAUUUCUAGCUUGCAGCAUUUAGGAAUCCCAAAAUAUACAACAAAAACGUUCACAUAUGAUAAAAUUCAAGGGCUUGCUGCUGUUGGUACUUUGACUGGAUCUAUUAAAAUUUUUGGAAAGCAAGGGAUUGAAGCAAUAAUAGAAGGCGAAAAACAACACCCAAUAGAAUUUUUAGCCUUCAUUACGAAUAAAGGAGUUUUAGUGAGCAAUAGCAAUAUUGGAAGAAAUUUGACGUUUUGGAGCAUUGAAGAGAUGAAGGUAUACUGUUAUUUUACCCAUUUUCUGUAGCAGAUUUUGCUUUAUAUAUAUAAAUAUUCAUAUAAUAAAGAAUAACAUUAACAAUCCCAAUUGAUUUUCUAGUAUCAAAGCUGUAUUAUCCGGAGGAUGGAGACUUUAUAUAUCUAGGCACACAUGGAGGAGAAUUAAGAGUAUUAGAUGUAGAGCAAAAAAGACUGACUGCUUAUGGGCUAAGUUUUUCUCUAUUAUGUCCUGACCAAGCUGAAGACCCAAUCAUUGACUUAUCAUUUCACCCUGAAAAACCUGAAAAAAUCUUAAUUUGCUAUGAAAAUCGUGGAAUCGUAAUAUGGGACUUCAAAAAAAAUAAAGUAAUUAAAAAGAUCAACAACACCCAGCCUACCCAUUGUGCAGCCUGAACACGGGAUGGAAAUUCAAUUGUAUGUGGCUUAUGGGAUACAUUAAAAUGGCGACAGGAGCCCUUUUCCUCAACACCUGUAGCCGGGGUCACCUGGGGACCUUGUGGAAGGGGAAAAGGCGCUCGGAGUGUGCAUCCGGCUGGGUUUUACCUUGGCACAAUGCAGCGCAACGUCGAAUUUGGUCGACCGCAGCUCAUUUUGUCACCAAGUGUUUUACCUCGGGGAAAAGGGUCUUCCAAGUUGGAAAGGGGAAGCUCAGCAGCAUCAGGAGGUUCCUCCUGAUCAAUCGGGCAAUUCCUAGCGCGAUACCAGGCGUUGCGUCCUGGGCUUAGAUUUCCUUUUUGGCCGACAGCCGUACCAGAAAAUUUGUUUUUCAAAUUUUCGGAAUGGGCAACCUCGUUCUCACAGCCUCAAGCAAGGCCACAGAAUUCCUAAAUCUGCCCACUCAACACUGGAGCAAGGUGGUAGCUUGCAAGGAGGAGACGACCAACAGAACAGGCUAGCCAUUAAGUUGGAGUCCUGUAGGCGGAAGUCACAAAGCGGAGGAACCUUCGGUCUGGGUGGCUGCGUUAACAAGUAACAGCUUAGCAGUUGAUAAUCUCGUAAUUAGAUUAAGAUUAAGAUGUGGCUUACGGGAUGGAUCAAUUGCUUUUUGGAAUUUAGAAGAAAAAAAGCCAUUUAUUUAUAAAUCAUUAAAACCAGAUCCAGAUGUAAAUGAUAUUAAUUUAACUGCUAUUGAUACCAUUAUAUGCAUGGCCGACAAAACUAUCGUUAUGGGAGGCCAGCCCUUUAAUUCCCCAAACCAAAUCACUUGCUUUACAGGAGACGAAAUAAAUAAUUCUUUUGUUUAUACUUUGCCUUCAGAAACCCUUCCAUUGCAGAUUUUUCCAAUUCAGAGUAUUGAUGAUGGGGUAAUUAAAGAAAAUUUGGUGAUUGUGACUCAGGAUGCAUCAAUAUUAAUCCAUGACUUUAAAUCUCCUUAUCCUUUUUACCCUACUGAAAUAUUUGGGCCUUUGCAAGUGUUUUGCAGUAGAUAUUAUACGAUGGCGAAUAAUGGGCAAGAAGUGAUGAAUUUGAUAGAAAGCAUGGCAUCGCCUGAGUUUGAGCUUGUUCUUAAUGGAGGCGUUGUGAGUGAAACUUAUCAAGAUAUUUUUGGGAUGCUUAUAACAGCUCAUUCUUCAGGAUUGAUAAGAUUUUGGUGUGUUUCUAAUGUAAGGACUUAUAAUUUGACGAAUUUAUACGAUUUUCUGCUAAAUUGGAAUAAAUAGGGAAAUUAAGAAUUAAUUUUGUAUAGAAAAUAAGGAAAUUUUUAUUUUUUUUGAAUUUAAUUAAUAGACUGCAAAAUAUCACUCCUCAGCCAAGAAAAAAAUCCUUAUUUUAGAGGGUCGAUUUUUAUUUUCAAUGAAGUUGCUGAUGAAAAUUGUAAAAUUUCUGCUCUUGAAAUAUCUAUUGAAACCAAAAAGCUAAUAGUCGCUUUUGAUAUUGGAAAAAUAGGAAUUUGGCAAAUAGGAAUUAAUGAAAUUAAUUUAUUAGGAAUCCAUCAAGUUCAUACAUCGCCAAUCCUUGAUUUAAAAGUAAAAGGGUCAUUUAUUAUAUCAGGGGAUCUUGUAGGAGGAUUAUCAAUAUUUAAUAUGGAUUCCAGCGAAAUAAUAUAAUCUUUUGCAUAAAUUUCUUUUUGAUUUUAUAAGUGAAAUGAUUUUUAAAAUGUUAAAAAAAAAUUUUAGCAUGCCAUAAACUCAGUUUUAUAUAUUAUGGCAUGUCAAAAUUUUUUUGAAAUUUUAAAAUUAAUUUGGCAUAGCAAAGCAAAAUGAAAUUUUACUAAUAAAUUAUAUAUUCAUAUGACCUAAAAAUCUCCAGAAAAAGCGAAAUCUCAAAGCAACAAAUAUCUAUAAGCCAAAUAGAAAUUUAUGAUAAUAUAGCUGCAGUUUCUGUAUCUAAUGGACUUGUGCAUUUAUUUGAUUUUAAUACUAUGCAGCUGCAGCCUCCAGUAAAGUCUCCAAAAAUUGACUUAAAAUCUGAAGUCCCGAAGAGAAGCGAUGUUGGGAUCUUAAAAAUGCUUUAUACUUCAAUAGACCAGCAAAAAGUCGUGAUUGCUUAUGAAAAAAGUAUGCAUCUUGUGCAGUGGCCUUCUCUAGAAGUCCAAGCUUCUCAAUACUGGCUUACACCCAUUGUCUCUACCAAUUUACUUUAUUUAAGAAGUGAGGUAUACGCCGCCUUGCUGCAUUCUGAUGGUAUGAUGUCACUGUUAAGAACUGACAGUUUAGAAAGGAUAUGGAAAUCAAAAAUAUCGAUUCCGAUUGAGUAAUCUUUAUUUAGAGCAAACUAUAAAGAAUUUAAUAUGUCAUUUGAUGGGCAUUUUAUAAUAACUACAAGCUCUAAACAGAUAUUGACAGGCUGGCUUACGUUUUUUGAUGAAUCGCGAGCUGAGUGUAACUUAUACCACAAAAAUUAUAUUUUCUAUAAAAAAUUACUAGACAUUUUUUUGCUAAAUUUAUGUAAAAAAAAGCAUAGUUUUAUUUAAUAAAAAUGCUAGCAAUGACUUCAAAAAAGAAAAAAAAUCAUCAAAAUUUUUAGGUUUCAAAGUAAAUCGUGAGGUAAAUUUUAAUGGAAUUUGUAAGAAAUAUUUAGUUGAAAAACCGAAUAAAAAAUGCUUGAUACAAGAAAAAGAAAUUGUAGAAGAUAGACCACAAGAAGAAGAGAAAAAAGGACUUGAAGAGGAAAUGAAAAUGGGGGAAUUAGGAAGCGCAAUGGAAAAAGCGCUGCAAGGGGUCAAAGAAAGAGGAGAAAAAAUACAAAAUCUGGAUGUCAAGAUUAAAAAUAUGGCUGAGCAAGCUAAAUCGUGGGCAGACAUGAUAAAAGAGCAAGCAGAGAAAGAGAAAAAUAAGAAGUGGUGGCAGCUUUAA